GCGCUCCAGUUCUCUUUUUAUAAAAUGGUUUCAAACGCGACAAGUUUCUUUGGAUCAUUUGAAAUUACGCUGAUCACUGUACCGCGCGAUCAACUCGGAAAUCCUGGAUGGAUCUUCUUUUCCUGUUUGACGUUCGUCUGAAUCACGCGAGAGGGCAGCACGCAUCAAUCUCCGACAGUGGUAUAUGAUUUUCAACCAAGGGUGGAUUAUUUAGCAAUUUGAGAAAAAAAAAAACAUCUUUUAUCAUGGGUGCCAUUCAGAGUGACGAAAAGCAGAGCGAUCAGAAUUUCGAAUGGUUCGUUUUUAGAAAAUGGAAUUUGUUUUGUCGCGGUUACGUCAACGCAUCGAGCGAAGAAAGAAAGGGAGAUCUUGCAGCCUCGAAGAAUGCCACGUAAUGAUGCUGCACAUCCGGGAGGACGACUGAAAUGACGUCGUGCCCCUCCACUUCAAUAAGUCCGUUCCCUUCUUCUUCCGUCUCUUUCUUCCCUGUCUCAUUUUUCACCUCUGUAUUUCAUCCACCGUUUAUGCCAAUUAUUUCGACUUUCCACCAUUUUUCUCCACUCUGUUUCAACACUUUUGCUCCUGUUCAAUUAUCUCAGCACCGUUCCCCCCCCCCCCUUUUUUUUCAUUGGAAGAUUUCUGUGUUCUUGAACUUUGAUUUUCCUUCGUUUCAUCGGUUUCUCUCACCGCGACUAUGGUGAUUGCUGUUGAAAUUAGACAGAGGUGAGAGAUGCAAUGGCGUAAUUGCUCGAGAGCAUAGAAUGGAGAUGAAGAAAAGAGAAGGAGCGGUGUGGAUCCCGACACGGCUUUUCGACAUCCAUUCCCAUGCUUCGCUACCGUUGAAAUACGGGUCAUGGAAAUGACUAAUUUUUCAAUUAGAUAUUUUCAAACGUUUCCUCAGAAUCCGUCUUCAGGAACGCAAAGAGAAUUUGAAAUAAUAUUAAUAUUAGUUUAAUUUCACAAGAAACUAUAUAAAGAAAAAAUUACGCCUUAAUUUCUUAAUCUUCAUAUCGAUGACGAGUUAAACAUGACUUCAUCAAUAGAUUAUUAAAAAUGUCUGCAUCCGAAAAUACUGAAGAAUUAACGAUACUUGAUAUGGGAAUUUUUUUUUUUCAUAUCUUAGGUGAUAAAAGAUUUCUACUUCCAAUCAACACGUGAAAACAUUCUUGUUACGUAUUAUUAAUAUUGAAUAAUAAUUUGUAAAUCAAUUUAUUGCUUUUGUUAAUGUAUCAAGAAUAUUGAUAAUCAAAGUACUGAUAAAUGAUUAGUACUAUGUAAUGUCCCAUAAAUAUCAUUUAAAUAAUUUAAUUGCAAGAAAGGACUGUAUGGAAAUAUGUACUUUUUUAAUCCACUGUAUUUUUAUCGAAAGGCUGAUAGAUGACCGUAAAGACGUCUUUAUGCAAAUUUCUCUAAGGAAAUAAAACAGGCUGCAGAUAUACUCGUUUGCGUCACUCAAAGUGAAAGAUUAUUCAUUUGUAUCGAAACAAAACGAAGAAGUAUUUAAUUGAACAAAUAAGAAUCGAAAGACAAAGGAAGGAGAAAUGAUUUUUUGGAGAUUGUCACGGUAUCAAUUCGUUAUCUCUUAUCAGCUUAUCAGAAUUAUUCGAUUUGAUUACUUCCAGUCUGGUUUUAUGAUCUAACGUUUCUACCGGAACGUCACAUUCCUCUUUGUCUAUAAAAAUAUAAUUUUUUUCUUUUUUUUUCCGGUUCAACUAAGCCGGAUCCUUUUCCUUGAAUUACUUUCUUAUCAUUUUGUUAUCAUCCUCGUGACUCAUAUGUGCUGUGUUGUUCUUCCGACUAAUUGUAAACUUCCAACGUACUGAAUCUUUGUAAUUUAAACGUUUCAUACGCGAUAGUUUAUUCAACUACCCUUGUUCGUAUGUGAGAGGUUAGUUUUUCUUUCACAAAGAAGCAUCGUUUCUUUUUGUGCAAUGUAAGAAACGUAAAUGUAAAUGUAAACACAGAAUUCUUGAAUCAUCUUGAAGUAUACAUACUAUUAUACGCUUUCAUAGAUGCGCAAUGUUUAAGCCGCUAGCUUUUCAAAUGGCGCGCCAAUUUUACUAUCGGUGAAACGCAAAAAUCGCAAAUAAUUUCAAGUUACUUAUUUGAAACUGAUCAGAUAAAUAAAAAAAAAGUUCAAUAACAGACGUUUCUGUCGAUCGAAAAGAAAAAAAAAAAAAAAAAGGAAUGCUUCGACCUCGAGGAGACAUUUGAACUCAGCAAAGAAGCAGGUCCGCGUCGACAGUCAGAAUCGCGAUUACGAGGAAGCUACGAGGAAGUCGGUAAAGCCCCCCACCAUCGUUCCAUGGUAUUUCCCACUCGAUUACAACGCUUCGAUUAUUUCCGUUCGCGCCGUAUAAUCGGCCAUCUAUCCAUCCUCGUUCGACCCGUUGAACGGGUACGAUCCGGUGGUCCAUUUGUCUCCGUUCUGUGAACGCGUAAUACGGCGCGGUUAUCCGCGCAUGCGCGCUGCCACGAGACCGUCGGGAAGAGUGGGGGGUGUGGCGGCAAGCUUCCAGCGGAGAGCGCGACUCGCGGCUCAGUCGUUCGCCAGCCCCGAGAGAGAGUGGCUUUGUUUUAUCGUAUAUACGAAUCGUGUGACUUUCAAACACCAACUCGAGACAAAUCGAAUGGUGUCCGAGGUGAAAGGAGAUCCGUUUCGUGUUCCGCGUCCUCCUCGAAUCCGUCUGCUUUACCCCUUUACGAACCUCUAAUAACCUCGUCUCGAUAAGAGACUCAACCGAGAGAGAGAGAGAGAGAGAGAGAUAGAGAGAGAGAGAGAGAGACAGAAGAGGAGAGUGUAUUCGAGUGGUGCCGACUGUGUGAUACACUUAGCCGCGUAGAUAGACUCUGUGAUAUACGCGUACGUACACAUACACACAUGGAUAUUUCGAUACCUCUGGACUUUUCUCAUAACGGGGAUACUGUUAUGCUGAUAUCCGUAUAAAGAUAUCUGAACCUUUAACCGUUCAUCGCGGAUGUACGUUGUGUGCAAAAGAUAAUAACGUAAACUACACAUGAUUAUUAAGAGAUAUUUAGAGUGGAUGUAUAAAUAAAUCCGCGUAUAGAAGAGGUGGAGAAAAGAAGGAAAAUAAUAGGGAAAUAGAUAAGAAGAGGCGGAAGAAAAGAUACACGUGCGCGUGGUCGGUCGGUGUCUCGAGGAUACCUGUGGAUGCCAGCCUGGACUCGCGACGUAUUAGGGCGCGGAUUUCUGCCCGAUGACCGACGACGAGAUUCGUUUCUACUUGCUAGCCGAUCUCCAACACUGAUAUUACGCCGCGUCGGACGGUUUAUCGGCUAAGCCGCAAUUGAGAAAAGUGACGAGACAAAACAAGGCGUGUUAUGAAAUUGUUGCCGUCGAUCCAGCUGCCACAAUUGCCGCCGGUUUCGGCCGGGGGUGGAGUGACGGGUAUGGAGUCUCGACUGCCACCGGGUAUAUCUUUGCCUUUCAGCCCUACAGAGUUACUUUGGCGAUACAGCCCCGCCAUGAAUUUUCCACCCUCUCACCCAUCACCCAGCCCCUUUCUCGACUUCAAGACUCACUUGCCGACAAGCCUAGCUUCGGAUCCAAGGUUGUGGUCCCGCGAGGAUGUGGCGACGUUUCUGCGAUGGGCUGAGAGGGAAUUCGACUUGCCGAAAUUCGACAUGGACAUGUUCCAAAUGAAUGGCAAAGCGCUUUGCCUGUUGACAAAAGCCGAUCUGGGAGAAAGAUGCCCAGGCGCCGGCGACGUGUUGCACAAUGUGCUCUCGAUGCUUGCUAGAGACUUUAAUCAAUUCCAAAGGUAUCUUCCGAGUAGCCCGGUUACACCCACAAGACCGUCCGCUUAUCCUCUCAGUCCUCACUCUCAUCCUCCGACCCCAACUUGGACGGAGAAUUCGUACACCGCGAACUUGGCUUCGUUAAUGUCUGCGAAUUCGGUCACCUUAUCGCCAGCGCCGUCGGUCGAUAGUCAAGCUGGUUCACCGGGGCACAUGGAGAACAAUCAAAGUCAGGUUUACAAGAGCGAUUCCGACGAGGAUAAUCAACAACCGGCUACCGGAAGCCCCCCAGCUACACCGACAGCUCUAGCCGCGCAAAGGUUAAGCGAAGUUUGCGUUAAGGAUCAGCUCAGUCCUACGUUAACGCAACCGAUGAUGCCUUUGACGCCCGGUGCCUUCAGAACCAACACCAGCAACGUUGCCAGAGAGUUUUUCCCUAAUGAUUCACCAGAACCUAACACCAACGGUAGACUUCUGUGGGACUUCCUUCAACAAUUAUUAAACGACCCAUCGCAACGAUACACGCACUAUAUCGCGUGGAAGAACAGGGAAAUGGGUGUGUUCAAGAUCGUCGAUCCUCCUGGACUGGCGAGACUCUGGGGCAUCCAGAAGAAUCACCUUUCAAUGAAUUACGAUAAAAUGAGCCGAGCUCUUCGAUACUAUUAUCGCGUGAAUAUUUUACGAAAGGUCCAAGGAGAACGACACUGUUACCAGUUUCUGCGAAACCCAACCGAGCUGAAGAACAUAAAGAACAUAUCUUUGCUGCGUCAGCAAAUGCGGAUAAAAUUAGAACCGGAAGAAGAAGGCGGAAACGGCGUCGAGCCGGAAACCGAUAUGCCGACAGACCUUUCGAUGUCUAGCAUGAGUCAGCCAUCUAAUGAGCAACAACAGCAAUCCCAGCAACAACCGUCGCAACAGCAACAACCGCUACCUCUUCACGAUCCACCCGCGAAAUACAGAAGUCACGCGUAUAAUCUGGUUAAAACUAAUCAGGAGUCGGAAGAGAAGAAGUGA
This is a messenger RNA of Osmia lignaria (orchard mason bee), 4773 nucleotides long. The record is from RefSeq and is a predicted model, not a curated record. Lineage: Eukaryota; Metazoa; Arthropoda; Insecta; Hymenoptera; Megachilidae.